This is a messenger RNA of Haliotis rufescens (red abalone), 4972 nucleotides long. RefSeq lists its product as uncharacterized. Lineage: Eukaryota; Metazoa; Mollusca; Gastropoda; Lepetellida; Haliotidae. The record is from RefSeq and is a predicted model, not a curated record. The coding region runs from base 3921 to 4670 and encodes 249 amino acids. The transcript has 3 exons.
AGAGAAAUAUAUUUACACUAGAACAUAAACAUAAUGUUUGCAAGAAUAACAUAGACAUACAUAAGAAUUGCCUAUAAACACAAUUUACUUGUAUAUACACAUUCAUCCAAAAUACGUGCAAGACUACAUAUUUAAUAACACAAUCAUACAUACACUUAUAUACAUGGGCAUAUAUGCACACAUACACACCAGGAUAUAUAUACCCGUAAAAAUUAUGCUUACAGAAGGAGGUAGAUACCCAUGUAUUCAUAUACAUGCGUGCAGUUUAUACACUAAUGGCGUAAUUAAUAAUAAGUCGUCGCAGAGCGAUAUUCUAUAUUUAUGAUAAAGGGUUACUCGAAUCUAUUAGUCGACAGUAUAAUUAUAUUUUUAAAUGCCGUUGAAGAUGAGGUCAUUGUGACUUUCAGCUAGGGAUACAUCACCGUAGAUAAUAUUUUGUAUUGUACAUGUAGUUCCAGCUUUUAUAAUGUUAGCGAACAUGAUAUUUCUGGGAAUAUUGUAAUUGGGACAUUCAAGAAAAAAGUGUAUGUUGUUUUCACAUGGGUUCCACAAGAGCAGGACAAAGUAUCAGAUAAAUUUACUUUAAAGAGGUCUGCAUUUAGGGAACUGCAAGAAUGCCUAAGGCGUGUGUGUAAAAUAUAAGCUCUUCGGUUGCCGAUUGAGAAGUAUGGAGGUGGAGCUGCAAUGGUUGUUUUUAUCAUAUGUUUAAAAUUUGAUAAUGAUGUUGCACUUCUGUAUUCAGGGAGUAACUCAUUCCAUAAUUUGAUUGAAGAAGGUAUAAAUGAUUGUUGGUAUGUAACUGUUCGUGCAUGCGGCAAAUUCAGAUUGUUCUGAUUUCGUAACCCAUAUCUACUAAUAGUUGAUACUUUGGGUGGUAACGUGUCAUGUAAAUACGAUGGACAUAGGUUAUUAACAAUACUGUAGAUUGUACAAAGUUUUUUAUUUUUCCUUCUAUAAGACAGUGAUUCUCAUCCUGUCUCAAAAUAUAAACUCCAACUUGAGGAGGAUUUAGGGAGACCUCUUACUAUGCGAGCGGCUUCGAGUUGAAUCAUUUCAAGUUUUUCGGAAUUUUCUUGACUGCAGUUAUCCCAUACCUCUGAAGCAUAUUCUACUAUAGGCCUUAUGAAAACAAAAUAGACUUUGGACAGGGUUUGUCUGUCAAAUAAAUAUUUAACGGUUCUUAACGAACAAAUCAUUUUGGAAGCUGAGCGGCAAAUGUUAUCAACGUGAAUUGUCCACUUCAUAUCACGAGAGAGAGCAACGCCCAGAUGUUUGUGCGAGAUAGAUGCGCUAAGUGCGGUAUUGUUAUACAUAAUAUCUGCAGUUCGGUUUUUACAAUGAGUGAACAGAAUAAAUGUUGUUUUGUCCGGGUUAAACUUAACUAGCCAUCUAUUGGCCCAGGUAUUGAGAAGCUCUAGAUCACUGUUUAAUCUGUGUUCUAUCAUUUGUAAGUGAAGAGAUGAUGUACCAAUGGAAGUAUCGUCUGCAAAAAGGCGAGUAGAAUUCACUAGAUUAUCAGCGGGAUCGUUCAUGUAGACUAAAAACAAAAAAGGGACCUAAUACCGAGCCCUGGGGGACACCGGCUCUGGUGAAUUUCAAAGAUGAAAAGCUGCCAUUUACAAAACCUUUUGUCUCCUCUGACUAAUCCUCUGACUAAUAUAGUCUCCUAACCACAGUAAUAGCUUGCCCGUUACACCGUAUUUUUGUAAUUUAUGAAGUAAUCUUUUAUGCCAAACUCUGUCAAUUGCUUUCGAUAUAUCACAGAAUACCAUACAAUAGCAUUCGUGCUUGUCAACAGAUGAGACAAUAUCAUUUUUAUAAAUUUCUAUUAAUUGUGAGGUAGUAGAAUGUCCUGGUACAAAGCCGGAUUGUACAGGAGACUAUUCAUAUUGAAAUAGUUUUAAAAGCGUUUAAGAAAACUAAUCUCUCCUGUAGUUUUCCAAGAACAGAUAACAAGCUAAUUGGUCUGUAGUUUGAGGGUAGUGCUUUGUCACCUUUCUUGUAUAAUGGCAUGACGUGAGCAAGUUUCCAGCUUUCUGGAAAGAUUGCUUCUUUUAAAGAUCGAUUGAAAAUUAUACAUAAUGGGAUGGCAAUACUGUCAGCCAAGGGUUUUAAAAGUCUAUGGUUUAUAUUAUCAGGUCCGCUUGAUUUAUUGCAUGGUAGUAACGUUAUGAGAUCGCUUAUUUUUGAUUCAGUAACUGUGAUAUCCGAGAGAGAGGUUUCACAACGUUGACUGAAAUCCGGAAGUGGCUGAUUGCCGUCAUCAACAUCACAAAUAGAAACAAAAUAAUUAUUGAGUACAUCAGCCUUUUCGACAUCGGUAAAUGCUGUGGGUUUGUCAAGGUCGGUACAAAGAGGGGGGAUACAUGCUGGUGAAUUAGCAUUUUUGAUGAUGAAUCUCAAUAAUUUCCAGUAGUUGGUACUGUUUGAGUUCAGAUGUGUUUCCAACAAGCCGUUGAUGUUGCUAUAGUAUUUUUCUUUGGCUAUCUUUUUAUAUGAUUAUGUAAUACACAAACGGGAUACAUUUUAAACACUUAUAUAUUUUUUAUUUUGUACAUAUUUUACCAUACAAAUCUAUUUAAAAAUAAAUAUCUAUAUAAUUCCAGUGGGCUAGGCGUUCAUUAAUGGCUCCAUUGAUUUAUAUAUACCACGACAAUACCUGACCAGUUUAGCCACGACGCCACUACGUGCAUUAACCCUAGACACGUGACGUGGAAAUGAAAUCGGAAUCUAAACGGAAAUUGAUAGUAGUGGAGUUAUGUUGACAGUGAUCUAACAUUUUCCCUCAGCAAUGUUUGUUUUAGCUGGCAGGCAUUUACUGGUUUGUUUAUUGCAAUUCAUGGAAUAUUUAAUAUGGUUGAGCUGCAUAUCGUUAGAGACAAAAUUUAUAUUGGUUCUAACGUCUUCAUUCUUUCAAUGCGACAUUUGAGUACAGGUACUAGUACCUUUGUCAAGCACGUGUAAUCACUUGUUAUACCGAAACAACAUUGACAAAUUUAAAAGAUGAAAUCUAUGAAAAUACAGCUUCAAGCUAAAAUAAAUUGUAUCACUCAACUAAUGUCAUCGAUUGCAUUCAAAACGUGAACGCCAUAGUAUUAUCAAACUCAAUUAUCGAUCGAAACAGGUCGUAAAAGGUCAAAUAGUGGGGAACAUUGUACUGAAAAUCAGUGUCGACACCAGGUGUUCGCGAAUAGUGAGUGAGUGAGUAUGGUUUUACGCCGCUUUUAGCAAUAUUCCAGCAAUAUCACGGCGGGGGACACCAGAAAUGGGCUUCAAACAUUGAACCCAUGUCGGGAAUCGAACCCGGGUCUUCGGCGUGACGAGCGAACGCUUUAACCUCUAGGCUACCCGACCGCCUGUUCGCGAAUAGGGUAAGUUGAUCCUGCUCCUCCGGUGGCGCCCGACCUACAUACACUUUUUUUUAUAAAAAUAGUUGAUGCGACGUUGAAUUCUAACUCAGUCAAGUGUUUGGUUUGGCACACACAUGACUGUGUAUAUUCUGAGCUAGAUAUGUAUGGCGCUCUUUGAAAUCAUGCUAGAAAGAGCAUGCUCGAUUGUGCACAUAGGAAUUUUUAUUAAAUCGCAGUGCUGCUUACAUGCAAUGGUGAUGUUAUCUGAGGCUCUAACUACAAACUUUUCAGAUUGUGUAUGACAUCUUUGGACAAAAUGGGUUUGUUCCAUUUCUGUUUCCUUUUUGUCAGUGUCUGCAUUCUACCCAUGACAACGCCAUGCACUGACAUAGCCAGAUUACAGUGCCCGGAACCUGACUGAUUGUUAUACCCGGACAUUCAAACACAACACGAAACAAGCACUGGAUUCCAGGGUGUCCGCCCGCUUGCCUCAGCACAGAGUGGUUUCCCUGUCCACUGCUCACAAGCUACAGUUCUGUGUAUGCCAGAAGACACAUAUUGUGUAUAUUGAUGGCGGGGAUCACCGUCGACUUCUUCUUCAUCCUAGGGGUGAUUCUCGCCUCUGCCAUAGCCGUCACUUGCGCUUUCACCAUCAAGCGACGAAAGCUACAUUUCACACAUAACUCGUCCGGGGAUGUAAGCGUAACUUCAAAAUCAUCUCAAGAGAGGAACCCAAAUUCUACUCAUGCAUCGGAACCGUUUUACGGCAACGUGGACAACUUGAAGGCGGAUCCUAAGCAACCGUCACUUUCAGCUGGCGUCUCGCCAAGCCAUAAUAACACUGGAAGGACAAAAGGAACAGAUACACCUCCCGCUCCUCGUCGACACAACACAUGUCCAGAAAAUACAUAUUCUGAAUCUCAGGACGAUACACAAGACACAGGACUCUACUCAAACUACUCUGUCUACAGAUCGCAUGGCAGUGCACGACUCGCGCAGCCAGAUCACCACCCCCACCUGGAUACACUGCACUGUCCUAUGGAAGCACAACCUAGAGUUCAGAGAGAAAGUACCAUCUAUAUUAAUACCAACGUCCGUUAUCAGGGGAAUAAUGCACCUGCAGCUCAAGCGGACCACUACACUUACUUAGACCCUUUGCAUCGUUCAUCAACGAACAGUAUUCCGUCUGAAGGUGACGAGUAUGAUCUCCCAUACGCGUUUCUAGGCAACCGUGCUGUACCCGUUCCGAAGCAUGAUCACUAUAUUAAUAUACCGAGUGCAAAACAGAGAGCUAAGAAGAAGCAAAAAAGAAAGCGUUAAUUCAGAACUCGACACAUUUAAACGCUGAACGACUACUGAGUCAUCACACAUAGGAUGGAUGAGUCCUCAGCAUCUUCAGCGAGGUAGAUCAUAGCACGACUGCAUGCGCUCAUUAGCCAUGUGUAUACAUUUCAAUGUAAUUAAAUCUGCUGGUAUUUUCUACCAUAUGUAUGUUAGGAUACAUUAUUUAUCAUCCAAAACUGGCUCCCACAGGAUAUAUCGCUUGGGUGAGAUCAAGUUAUAUCUACACUGUAGAUAUCGCUGCAAUGAAAUUGCAUUACAAAGCUUUGCAGACCAUUGUG